CCCGCGGGCGCCGCCGCCGCCGCGCUCACCUGUGCAGGUGACGGGGCCGCAGGUGGUGACGGGGCCGCUGCCGCCAUGGCCGCCUCCGCCCUCUUCAUCCUGGACCUCAAGGGCAAGCCGCUGAUCAGCCGGAACUACAAGGGCGAUGUGGGGCUGGGGGAGAUCGACAACUUCAUGGGGGUCCUGCUGCAGCGGGAGGAGGAGGGGACCCUCACCCCCGUGCUGACCCACGGCCACGUGCACUUCCUGUGGAUCAAACACGCCAACCUCUACCUGGUGGCCACCACCAAGAAGAACGGCAACGCGUCCCUGGUGUUCUCCUUCCUCUACAAGGUGGUGGAGGUGUUCUCCGAGUAUUUCAAGGAGCUGGAGGAGGAAAGCAUCCGCGACAACUUCGUCAUCAUCUACGAGCUGCUGGACGAGCUGAUGGAUUUCGGCUUCCCCCAGACCACAGACAGCAAGAUCCUGCAGGAGUACAUCACGCAGGAGGGGAACAAGCUGGACACGGGCAAGUCGCGCGUGCCCACCACGGUGACCAACGCCGUGUCCUGGCGCUCCGAGGGCGUCCGCUACAAAAAGAACGAGGUGUUCAUCGACGUCAUCGAGGCCGUCAACCUGCUGGUGAGGGGGAAUUGGGGGGCUGGGGGGAAUUGGGAGAUUGGGGGGAUUUGGGGUGGGGAAUGA
This is a messenger RNA of Oenanthe melanoleuca, 684 nucleotides long. It is a transcript of the gene AP1M2, whose product is annotated as adaptor related protein complex 1 subunit mu 2. Gene Ontology annotation, molecular function: clathrin-cargo adaptor activity. Lineage: Eukaryota; Metazoa; Chordata; Aves; Passeriformes; Muscicapidae. Bases 76 to 684 code for a protein of 202 amino acids. Gene Ontology annotation, biological process: intracellular protein transport; vesicle-mediated transport. Gene Ontology annotation, cellular component: clathrin-coated vesicle; clathrin adaptor complex. The record is from RefSeq and is a predicted model, not a curated record. The transcript is spliced from 5 exons.